Molecule: messenger RNA, 1733 nt
Organism: Petromyzon marinus (sea lamprey)
Lineage: Eukaryota; Metazoa; Chordata; Hyperoartia; Petromyzontiformes; Petromyzontidae
Product: hippocalcin-like protein 1
Molecular function (GO): calcium ion binding
Source: RefSeq, a predicted model, not a curated record
AGAGGGGCGGGGAGAGAGAGGAGCGGGUGAUGCAGCAGCAGCAGCAGCCGGAGCUACUCGCUCACACAGAGCUGAUUUAUUCAUAAAGCUCGGAGAGAGACAGCGGAGACACGGCGGAAACACGCGUGGACACCGAGAGCAACCAGGAGGGAUCGGAGCUGCGUUUGAUGGGCAGCAGCAGCAGGGACGUUAUCGACUGAAGGAGAAAGCAGUGAGUGCAGCAGUGAAUCCACGGGCAGCAGAUGCAGCAGCAGCAGCAGCAGUGACACGUGUCGGUUGGUAUUGUUGUGAGGUCUGCUACUGGCAACCGCAGCGGUGGCCGUCAACUGUCGAAAGAGCAGCAAGAAGACGGCUUAAGAAGCAGGGAUAGAGGCAACUUUGGCAACAGCAGCAAGAGGGUCGGAAAAAGGUGCAGCCACAACACCAGUAGGGAGGGCUGCAACAGCGUUAGGAGCCGCAGCAGCAGCUGUAUCACUUGUAGCUUCAGUAACAUUACCAGUAACAUCAUUAUCAGCAGCAGCAGCAGCAGUGUUAGUACCAGCAGCAAAAAGCAGCAAUUGUAUUUGCUGCAGCAACAGUUCCAGGACUAGCAUCAGCAGCAUCAUUAUUGAGCGACAGCAGCCACAACAGUAGCAGCACUUUCCACAGCAGGAAGAGUAGCGGCAUCAUCAACAGCAGCAGGAUCAAUAGCCGCAGCAGCUUUAGUGGCAGGAGUAUUAUCAGCAUCAACAGCAGCAGUCUCAGCAGCAGCAGCAGCUAUCAUCAUCAAGAGCAGCAGCAGCAGCAGCUAUAGUGGCUGCAGUGUCAUCAACAGCAGCAGGAUCAGCAUCAGCAGGCGAUGGGCAAGCAGAACAGCAAGCUGCGGCCGGAGGUGCUGCAGGACCUGCGCGAGAACACCGAAUUCUCGGAGCACGAGCUGCAGGAGUGGUACAAGGGCUUCCUCAAGGACUGCCCCAGCGGCAGCCUCACGGUGGACGAGUUCAAGAAGAUCUACGGGAACUUCUUCCCGUACGGCGACGCGUCCAAGUUCGCCGAGCACGUGUUCCGCACCUUCGACGCCAACGGCGACGGCACCAUCGACUUCCGCGAGUUCAUCAUCGCGCUGAGCGUCACGUCGCGCGGCAAGCUCGAGCAGAAGCUCAAGUGGGCCUUCAGCAUGUACGACCUGGACGGCAACGGCUACAUCAGCCGGUCCGAGAUGCUGGAGAUCGUGCAGGCGAUCUACAAGAUGGUUUCGUCCGUGAUGAAGAUGCCGGAAGACGAGGCGACUCCGGAAAAGAGAACCGAUAAGAUCUUCCGGCAGAUGGACACAAACCAAGACGGCAAACUCUCUCUCGACGAGUUCAUCCGAGGAGCCAAGAGUGACCCCUCCAUCGUGCGUCUGCUGCAGUGCGAUCCCUCCAGCGCCACGCAGUUCUAGUGGCAGCUGCGGGGGUGGGGGGUGGGGGGUGGGGGGGGGGGGCAGCGGCGGCGAGUGGGGAGCGCAGGGGAGAAGGUGGACUCGCCAAACGCAUCGAUCGGGCCCCAUCAUGGGAGAGAAAGGGUCGGAGGUCAAGUCCUGACGACCCUCGCCCCCCCCCCGCUGCGGGGAUUCGGCAGUGCUGACCGUUACGCCUCCUCCGCCUUCUUCGCACACACACACGCAGCCGCUGAGACCAAGUGAGAGACAACAGGGGGAUGAGGGAGACACGGGGUGAGGGAGACACGGGGUGAGGGAGACACGGGGAUGAGGG